Molecule: messenger RNA, 1969 nt
Organism: Aegilops tauschii subsp. strangulata
Lineage: Eukaryota; Viridiplantae; Streptophyta; Magnoliopsida; Poales; Poaceae
Product: expansin-B2
Biological process (GO): sexual reproduction
Cellular component (GO): extracellular region
Source: RefSeq, a predicted model, not a curated record
CAAGUUCACAACACAAACAAACAGGAAUAGUACAUAUAUCCUACAAGGUUAGCAAGAAGGUUCAUAGUCGACCAAUAUGGCUGGCAUCUCCACCAAUGCCAUUGUCCUUGUGCUUGUGGCACUCCUCUCCGUGCUCGUCACGUCCGUCCGUUGUGCGGCCAACUACGACACCGCCGCCGCUAGAUCCUACAACUCCGGCUGGCUCCCCGCCAAGGCCACCUGGUACGGAGCACCCACCGGCGCCGGCCCCAUGGACAACGGCGGUGCUUGCGGUUUCAAGAACGUGAACCAGUACCCCUUCUCCUCCAUGACGUCCUGCGGCAACGAGCCUCUCUUCGACGGCGGCGCCGGCUGCGGCAGCUGCUACGAGAUUCGAUGCGUUGCCGCCAACAACCCUUCCUGCUCCGGCCAGCCGAGGAGGGUGGUCAUCACCGACAUGAACUACUACCCCGUGGCCAGGUACCACUUCGACCUUAGCGGCACGGCGUUCGGGGCCAUGGCCAAGAACGGCCUCAACGACAAGCUCCGCCACGCCGGCAUCAUCGACAUGCAGUUCAGGAGGGUGCGCUGUAACUUCCCGGGCAUGAAGGUCACCUUCCAUGUCCAGCGCGGCUCCAACCCUAACUACCUCGCGGUGCUCGUGGAGUACGCCAACGUGGACGGGACCGUGGUGCGGAUGGAGCUCAUGCAGACCAGGAACGGCCGCCCCACGGGGUCCUGGGAGCCGAUGCGCCGCUCUUGGGGAUCCAUCUGGCGGAUGGACACCAGCCGCCCGCUGCAGGGGCCAUUCUCCAUGCGCAUCACCAGCGACUCCGGCAAGACGCUGGUGGCCAACAGUGUCAUCCCGGCCUACUGGCGGCCGGACAAAGCCUACGGGUCCAACGUCCAGUUCUACUGAUUUUGGCUUACCUAUAUACCUGCUUCUCCGAUCGAUCGAUGUCGAUUGAGUUGAUGCUCCUGGAUUUCUCUUCUCAUCAAACGCUACCUAUUGUUCAUUGUAAGUGAUAAGGCCUUGUACAACGCAAUGCAAGGUCUUUAGUGAGGUAUAUUUGUAAAAAGGUACCGGUAAUUUCUUAAGUAUCGGUGUUUAUUUGUAUUGUAGCACAUAAGCUUACUUAGACACCACUGUUAUCCAAAAAGGAUCGGGGCUUAAGGAAAACCAGUUUGUAUUUGCAAGCUCCUCUACAUGGUCCAGAUAUUGCUAGCUAACUGGAUGAUCAACAUUGGCUGGCCAAUGCAUGUUGCCGGGCUCUUUAAUUCUCGCUACCCCGUGGAUUAGAGCUGCGUAAGACCGAGUAAUAUGUCGGUUUUCUACCUCUAUUUCUUUUUUUUCUCUUUUUGUUUUUUACUUAUUCUUGUUUCUUUUCUAAAAUUACAUGGAUACUCUAUUUUUAAAUCCUGAUUUAUGAACACACAUUUUAUGCAUUUAAUUAAACAUGGCGAAAACAAUUUAAUUAUGCCUUUUUGUCUAGAACACCAGGAUAUCACCAAACUCCACAAGUGAGUAGAACACUCGAUCAUUUUUUCUAAGAAAAAACAGAAAUAUUUGUAUUUGCUUUUUUUUAUUUUUCCUAUUCAUUCGGGUGUAUGUGGAUCCAUGUUCACCGAUGUAUUUUGUUAUGUUUCACUGACGCCGGUCUUCUCAAAAAAUUACUCACGCUUUCGGUGCCCUUGCAUUCCCCGACAAAGCAGUUAGCAGGUCAUCGAGAAGUCCAAGCCAAGCAGGACACAUGCUACUCAGACAUGAAUUAUAUCAGAGCGACAAAGACCGAGAAGGCACGAUGACAAGGGCAGGCGUGGCUGGCGCAAAAGCUAUGUCCUUAGCAGCGUAUGUUUCUAUGAGGGCACGGGCUUCGCCGCCAACCACCCACACACCUCUGCCAUCAUGCAUGAUGAACGUGAAGAGAAUCCGACCACCUAGCUUAACUAGAGGUAUCUCACGGUGUAAUUCACGGGAGUAAUUAAUCAG